AUGGAAGGAGAAGCGCAAGCAUCGACGUCAGAUACGCGCCAUGCCGGACCAUCCAUCCAAGUGCCGCCGGGCAUGUCAAAGAAUGCAGCCAAGAAGCUGGCACGCAAGCAGAAGCAGGAAGCAACCAAGCACGAGCGCCGUGCACUCGAACGACAGAAGAAGAAACAAAACAAACGAGCACGCUUUCUCGCUGCUCAGCAAGGAUCGCAUACAGGUAGCGACGAUGAUGCUCUACAGACUUGUCAGAGCAAAAGGCACAAAUCUGCCGCUGCUGCAGGCGAGGGUGACGCCAAUCACAAAGAGUUCUUCGAUGCUCGGCUCGUCAUUGACUGCGGAUUCGACGAGCUGAUGGCAGAGAACGAGUCGUCGAGCAUGACGCAACAGCUCAUGUACUUGUAUUCCGCCAACAGGAAUGCAAAAUCUCCCUUCGGCGAGCUCAUUCUGACGGGGCAGGAUUCACCAGCCGAUUGUCUAAAGGAUGUCGACCCGGAGCACCUCUCCCUUGUUCCAAAGCUAGCCGCACCUGCAGACUCAGAAGAUCCGCCGUCAGCAACGACGCCCUCCGACACAAAAGUUGCCAAUGUCGAAAACAACAGGAUCGGCCAGGCCAUGGAUGGCAAGCUCAGAGGUGUUUGGAGGAGGUGGAAGCGUGUCACGAUCUACAAACACGGCGGAAUUGAAUCUCUUCUCUCUUCGCCGUCAGAAGACGCGGCAGCUGCUACCGCUUCCUCUGCAGCCAUCUCUCAGCCUGUCAUAAACGGUCGACACUUUCCUCCAGAAGAGACUCGUCAAGCACUACACCGCAUACCCAUCUCUGACGCUAUCUACCUCACCGCCGACACCGACGACACGCUGACCGCACUAGAACCGGGCAAGACGUACAUCAUCGGCGGCAUCGUCGACAAGAAUCGAUACAAGGGUCUCUGUCGUGCCAAAGCAGACCGUCUGGGGAUCCGAGCGGCAAAGCUUCCGCUGUCACAGGAGAUGCUUGAGGCGGUCGAACGCAAUGUCAGCUCACAGGGCGAUUCCAUUCGGGAUGAUGCGGGUCAGAAUGGACAAGACGAUAAGGGGUUCGUGGGAAGGAAGGUGUUGACGGUGAAUCAGGUGGUUGAGAUCCUCACCGCGUGGACAGAGACACGCGAUUGGGUCACGGCGCUGGAGAAGGCGCUGCCCAGGAGGAAGCUCAAGCAACGUGGUCCGGCUGCCAAGACGAGAGGCACGCAGACCCCCGUGGAAACAGAGGAGCAAGAGGAUGAUGAUGCUGCCAGAAACAGCGCAUGA
Messenger RNA from Pseudozyma hubeiensis SY62, 1281 nucleotides. Its product is annotated as likely tRNA guanine methyltransferase. Gene Ontology annotation, cellular component: nucleus. Lineage: Eukaryota; Fungi; Basidiomycota; Ustilaginomycetes; Ustilaginales; Ustilaginaceae. Gene Ontology annotation, molecular function: tRNA binding. The transcript has a single exon. Bases 1 to 1281 code for a protein of 426 amino acids. The record is from RefSeq and is a predicted model, not a curated record. Gene Ontology annotation, biological process: tRNA N1-guanine methylation.